CCACGCAGGGUGCCGCCGGCUUCUGGGCUGAGCUCGGGCACAGCCAGGGCCACUCGGCCCCACGACCGGUGCGGCGGCGGCAGCAUGAGCACGGCGGCAGCGGUGGCGGUGGUGGCCCGCGGGGCCGGCGCAAGAGUGGUGGCGGCGGCGGCCCUGCGGGGAGGCUGCGGGACUGCGGCCCGGGGGUGGCCGCGCGCGGGCCCCGCUCGGCCCCUGAGCACGGCCCCCGGGACCGGCCCGGACCUGAAGCACUACCUGUGGGGACGCUACCGCCAGGCGAAGAGCAGCACCGAGGAAUUGGUUCCUUCAAUUAUGAGCAACUUGUUGAAUCCAGAUGCCAUUUUCUCGAACAAUGAAAUGAGCCUGUCGGACAUUGAAAUCUAUGGCUUUGAUUAUGACUACACCUUGGUGUUUUAUUCAAAGCACCUGCACACGCUGAUAUUUAAUGCUGCUCGGGACCUUCUCAUCAAUGAACACCGGUAUCCUGCGGAAAUCAGGAAGUAUGAGUAUGACCCAAAUUUUGCAAUUCGUGGACUUCAUUAUGAUGUACAGCGGGCAGUAUUGAUGAAGAUUGAUGCUUUUCAUUACAUUCAGCUGGGAACUGUCUACAGAGGCCUCAGUGUUGUCCCUGAUGAAGAAGUCAUUGAAAUGUAUGAGGGGUCCCACGUGCCCCUGGAACAGAUGAGCGACUUUUAUGGGAAGAGUUCUCACGGGAACACCAUGAAGCAGUUCAUGGACAUCUUCUCCCUGCCAGAGAUGACACUCCUGUCCUGCGUGAAUGAAUACUUCCUGCAUAACAACGUCGACUAUGAGCCCGUUCAUCUGUACAAAGAUGUCAAGGAUUCAAUUCGAGACGUCCACACCAAAGGAAUAAUGUACAGAGCCAUCGAAGCAGACAUUGAAAAGUACAUCUGCUAUGCUGAGCAGACCCGCGCAGUGUUGGCCAAACUGGCUGAUCAUGGCAAGAAGAUGUUUCUCAUCACCAAUAGCCCCAGUAGCUUUGUGGACAAAGGGAUGAGGUAUAUCGUUGGGAAAGACUGGAGGGACCUGUUUGAUGUUGUCAUCGUUCAGGCCGAAAAGCCAAACUUCUUUAAUGAUAAGCGGAGACCUUUCCGGAAGGUGAAUGAGAAAGGUGUCUUACUCUGGGAUAGAAUACACAAGUUGCAGAAAGGCCAGAUUUACAAGCAGGGUAAUUUAUAUGAAUUUUUGAAGCUUACUGGAUGGAGAGGAUCGAAAGUGUUAUAUUUUGGUGACCAUAUAUACAGUGACCUGGCGGACUUGACCUUAAAGCAUGGCUGGCGGACAGGUGCAAUUAUCCCGGAGUUGAGAUCCGAGCUCAAAAUCAUGAACACCGAGCAGUACAUCCAAACCAUGACCUGGCUACAGACCUUGACUGGGUUAUUGGAGCAGAUGCAGGUUCACAGAGAUGUUGAGUCGCAGCUGGUUUUGCAGGAGUGGAAAAAGGAGAGAAAGGACAUGAGGGAUAUGACCAAAAAUUUCUUCAAUGCCCAGUUUGGAAGCUUGUUCCGCACUGACCAGAACCCAACCUACUUCCUGAGGCGCCUGUCACGGUUUGCCGACAUCUACAUGGCCUCCCUGAGCUGUCUCUUGAACUAUGAUGUCAGCCACACGUUCUACCCCCGGAGGACUCCGCUGCAGCACGAGCUGCCCGCGUGGUCUGACCAGCCCUUGGCCUCCCCGGCCCCGCUCCUGCGGAAGGCCCAGGCCGAGUGACCCAAGGCCACUGUGGAAGACACCAGAACAGCUGCAGUCCCAGAUCGGACGGACACGACGGGGUUGACUUUGUGUGGGUCUGUUUGUGUGGGUGCUGCUUUCUGAAAGGAGACGAAUGUGUAUGCCUUUGGAUGUUUAUGUCAUACCUUUCAGAGAAGACUCCCCAGGUCAUUAAGACGGGAGCUGGCGAUCCCCCCCGACCCGGCUUCCUGCUGAAACUUGGAUUCAGCCUUUUUGUUUCCUGAAGCCUGGAGCUGACCUCAGCUUUUCUGCUGUAGGUGAGACCAAUGGGUGCCGUCUCCCUUCCAGCAGGCCACGUUUGGAAACUCUUUAUGACUCCUCCAUGGACUGCUUGCCGGUAUGCGUGAGGAGCUGCAGGGCACAGUGACACGCAGAGAUAAGCUACUUGCAGAGAGCUGGUGACGGUGGCAGGACGCAGCUGCACAUAGCAGAGAUGAUCCCAACACGGCAGCCACUGUCUGAGUCAUUCGGCACUGAGGGUUGGCAUUCUGAUGCGUGGUGUCAAAGAGCACCCAGCCUCCCUGGAAAGACUUCCAUGAGAAAGGAAAAGAGAGGUGGCAACCGCUGGAUGCUUUUCUCCUUGGUGUGCGCCUCUUGUGCUUGCUGGGGAAGGCCACAGGGGCACCAAGCGACGGCGAGUUCCCUUUUCCCCAGGGUAGGAGGGCAGGGAGAAAAGGGUUCGGGUUCACAUUGUUUUCCAGCUAGCAGAGCAGCCUUCGUAGAAAGGAGCAGAUCAGAAGAACCCGAGCAGUUGUAGUAGGUCUCCCAGGAGCAUUUUCACCCCGAAGUGCUGCCUGAGUGUUGGUUGAAUGUGCUCAUUGGAAGAAAGAAAAUGAAACAGGAAAAAAUGUCCUUGUGAUGAAAUGCCACUCCAUCAGCUGGUUUGAAUUGGAAUCUUGUUAAAACAUGUGCAUUACCUGAAACAGGCCUCAUCUGGAGGGAGACACAAGGUGCAUGCUUCUCUCUCAUGAAUUAUCAACUGAGAGAGAGAGAGAGGUGCUUAAGUUCAGCAGGGGAGGAGCGGGGAGACAUCUCCAGCCCUCUCCUCCCCUUAGAUUUCUUUACUGCUGUGUUUGUGUGGCCGCUUUGGAGUUGGGUGUUUCAGGUGGGAGAGGAUGAAAGACAUUGCAGCUAAAAAAGAGUUAGAAGUCACCUAGCUAACUGACCUUUUUAAUUUCGUUCUAAAGGCAAUGCAAGUGAUAUGUAUUCUUUGUUUCUUGAGGAAGAAUCUUUUAAUACAUGUGUAUUUACAAUAUCUUUCAACAUAAAGUACAUAUUUACUGCACUGAGUGCUAUAGGACUGUCUGCUGUUAUUAGUUACGGUACUGCUAACAAUAUUUUAAUUGCACAUGCUGCAUAAAUACUUCUGUUCAGAUUAGCCUAAUCUGUAUUAGCGUUAGUAUCGCCAAAACUCAUUUUAAUCUUUUUAUGUAACAUGGCAUAUAUUCUUAAAUCUAAAGAUGGCAGGAACACGAAGUGGGCUUGUGGAGAGUGCUUGCUUAUGCAGAAUUUUUAUUGUAAGAAAUGUAUCAUGUCCAGCUAUUGACAAAAUGCUAGCUUGGCAUUCCAUGGGCUACUGCCGAAAUGCAGGAAUCAAAUGAGUUAUAUAGCAUCCUUUGUAAUGCCACUUGUUAUAAUGGCAUUUUACUUGUGACAUUUUGUUGUAUUUGUUUAUAAUGCUGAAGGUGAUCCUCUAGACCCAAUUAUGCUCCUUUUUUUUCCUUCUACUUUUUAUUAUGAACACAGGUAGGCACAGUAAUAUGUUCCUUUUUUGGACUGGGGUAGGUGUUUUGUUUGUUUGCUUCUAGGUGUUUUAACCAUCAUAGUGUACUGGGGGCAGGCAUUUAAUGGGUGCAGGUGACACCCAGAACUGCUCAGUGAUGGGUCCUAAAAGUAUGCUGGUGUUCUUGGCUUAUAAUUUCUGCUUUGGAGAAGCAGAGUGAGGAAGCAGGUAUUUUUUAAAAGUUCUUGCUUUUUAUUGAAUCAGAUAUUCAUUGACUGUCUGCUAGGUGCCAGUAACAGGGUGUUUUGUUUACUCAGGAAUGAAGUAGAACUAUUUUUAAAAUCUACUCUUGUGAAUGUGUUUGUUAGGUGACCUAAGCCUUGGGGGAGAAGUAUAUUUUCUGGGCAUGAAUAUGAAUUUUACAAUUUUUUUUUCCCAUUUAGGAGGGUUUCAGUCUCUGGGCCAUUGAGCUUGGCAGUCUUGAAAUCUGCCAUGCGGCAGAGGCCUGGCAUCUGUCGCACUAGGGCCCGCUGACUGUGGACCUGGUGACUGCAUACCCGUGCCACAGCAGCACAUGGGGCAGCACGGCCAUCUCCAUAUGAAGGACAGGGGUUUCCCACUUCAUUAUUUAUCCUGUCUACGCUCAGUCAAGAUGGCUUUGAACUUGUCACUGUCAUGACUCUUAAGUGGAUCUGGCAUUUUGUUUUUCCACUUCGUUCUCUGGUGUGCACGUUGAUGAAUGCAUAUUGGUACAAAGGAAGUAAAUCUGUUUUCUAUAAUUUAAAAAAUCAAUUUGUAAUGCAAACAAUAAAAUUAGCUUGAACAUUUUAAAAAUUACUGUUUUUAAGAUUACUUGGACUUUCUCAGAAUUAUGUGAACAAAGAUUCAUUGUCCAGGGGCAUUCUACGCCUGCUAUGAUAGUGCAGCAAGUCUCUUGGUACCCAUGGCAGGUCCCCUUGGAAAGGACUCACCCAACUGGUUCUUUCCAGAGUUGCUUUUACAGAUGAACUGUGGCUUUGAAAAUAUUUUAAGUGUUUGUCUUAGAGCUCUUCACUGCAUCCUGAAUGGAAAAUAUAGGAAAAUGGUCAGGGUCCCUGAAAUGUUCAGCGUCUUGCCGAACAUUUGAUGUAAACACUGUGUGCCCAGGUGUUCCUUGGUUAUUGUCUAAUAUAACUGCGCAUGUGUGCCCAGGUGUUCUGGGUUAUCAGACUUAAGUAUAAAGAACGAGUGGUUGUGAUCCACAGCACACCUCACCCCUGGGAUGCCCCUGGGGGAGCUACGGGCAGGCUGCCACCAUUACUACUGCUGCUGCUGCCGCCGCCAAGGAAGCUGAAGGCUGAACUCAUGUUGUAUGCCAGUGGCUCCCGGGAUCUUUUCCCAAUUACCUAGCAUGGGCCUGUGUGUGAGGGGUCCGGUGACCCAGUCUGUUCAACGGGUUUGAAGGGUUUGUGGGCCCUAACCUCUAGCCCAGACAGUGCAAAUGGAAAACUUAGUGUAACUAAAAAAAUGAAACAUUUUGGGUUUAUAGUUAUAAAUUGCUUAGCCAUAUAAUUGGCGUAGUUACUUAGCAAUACACCUCCUAACAUAUCCUUUUUCUUUUUUUUCUUUUUUUUUUUUUUUUUCAGUUUUUACUCGAGCUCCAUUUUCUGCUAUCACCAGUAAUACCAUGUAACAAACCACUUGCUACUGAUUCGGGCAUAUCUCAGACGAAAUGACUAGCUGCUUUGAAUGGGCUGGCUCUCUUAUUGCAAAGGAGAAAUGAAAAGUAAUCUUGACCCCUAACUGUAAUUUAGCUUUGGGUGAACUAAAUGGCUUUUCUUCUCUGCUUCUCCCAAAAGGCCUUUUAAGCAGCAGAGAGCGGGCUAAGAAUUCUACUUCGCCUAGCGAAUGCUCAUUUGCUGCUGCUCACUCACUCAGGGGCCCUUGUCUAGAAUUCCCUAAGACUAAACUUGGCCAGACACAGGGUCCCUUGAUUGCUCUGUUCAACUACUAGAGCCUUUUUGUGUUUUUUCCUUUUUUGCCAAUUUCCUUUUAUUUAUUUUUUGCUUUAGCAUUUGGGAGCUUGGCUUAAAUUCAACUCACCUUUGACACCAGCAGCAGGUUAAGGGAAGAGAAGUUUCUCUAAUGCAGGGUUGGCAAACUUUUCCCUUAAAGGGCCAGCCAGGAAAUAAUUUCAGCUUUGCAGGCUGUUUGUUGUCGCUGCUCUGGGAAUGGGUAUGGCUGUGUUCUAUUGCAAAACGAUUUACCAAAACAGGUGUGGUUGGCUGGCCCCUUCUCUAAUGGCUUGUGUUGGUGGCAAUGGCAAGAUUUCCUUGCUGAGAACGUGUAGAUGAAUGACCUCAUGGCUUGGAUGCAGGCAGUAGAAAGAAAUUCUGUAGGCAAGUGUGCCAUGUCCCCUUAAGAGCUACUUUCUGGGCAUAUAUGCGUGUAUGGCCAGUGGUAAAAUACCGUGUUCCCAGCACAUGUCAUAAUCGCUUCAUUGUGUGUACUUGAGCUGCCAGGCUCUGGUACUCAUUGAAUAUACCUCUCAUUGCACUAGUUUGUAAUUGUGCUAGUAUUGGGUGCUGGGCUUGGCUGCCCAGGUAACCCUCAGGACCGAAGCAUUUACUCCUGCAGCUGCUGGGGUGCUGCUGGCUGACCGUUUGCAGCUGUCAGUCCUCUUUGGGAGUUUCCCCUGAUGAAGAGCCCUGCCUCGCCCCAGGUCAUGCUCCCUUGACUGCUCCAUGCGGAGGUGCAAAGGCCUGGCCUCCCCACCCCUACUCGAGAAAACUGUGUAGACAAUCUCAGCUCCAGAGUUCCCACGCGGCCCCCUGCCAGUCCUGCUUCCUCCCCUCCCUUCCCCUUCCCAAGUGCAAUCCCAGCAGCACUCCCCCUUAGGUCCUCAGUGGUAGUGCUUCUGUACUUUUCCAGUCCUGCAGACUUGACCUGUGACUUAGGAGAUGGUUUUCUAAUUAUGUAGUACAAUGACAAAUUAUGUCUGUGUAUCAGACACAAUAAAUGCAAGUUAGGUAGACUCACUGUUCUGAAUGUGAAUUUGCUAUUUAUUCUAAAUGUUGAUUAUAUGUGUUACGUGAUAUUGAACUUAUUGCCAAAUAAAAAUUUGAAUAGUAUCA
Molecule: messenger RNA, 6591 nt
Organism: Cynocephalus volans (Philippine flying lemur)
Lineage: Eukaryota; Metazoa; Chordata; Mammalia; Dermoptera; Cynocephalidae
Gene: NT5DC3
Product: 5'-nucleotidase domain containing 3
Exons: 14
Coding region: 85-1734 (549 amino acids)
Molecular function (GO): 5'-nucleotidase activity
Source: RefSeq, a predicted model, not a curated record